Eucalyptus grandis is the source of this 1218-nucleotide messenger RNA. Its product is annotated as disease resistance protein RPV1-like. NCBI's taxonomy places the organism in Eukaryota, Viridiplantae, Streptophyta, Magnoliopsida, Myrtales, Myrtaceae. Gene Ontology annotation, molecular function: ADP binding. The annotation marks the transcript as partial. Gene Ontology annotation, biological process: defense response; signal transduction. The transcript is spliced from 3 exons. The record is from RefSeq and is a predicted model, not a curated record.
AUGGCGUCGUCUUCUUCUUCUUGUUCUUCCUCUUCCGAAGUAAAAUGUCGGUUCGACGUUUUCAUUAACUUCAGAGGCGAGGACGUACGCUACGGCUUCGUCGAUGACCUCCACAAGUGUCUGCUUUAUCGCGGCAUUAACGCCUACAUCGACAGCGAGGACUUGAGGCGCGGGGACAAGAUCUCGCCCGCCCUCAUGAAGGCCAUCGAGGAGUCGCGGAUCGCCGUGCUCGUCUUCUCCGAGAACUACGCUUCGUCUAGCUGGUGCUUGAACGAGCUGGUGAAGGCACGAGAAAUGGGACAGGAUCCUGAGAGGGUGGAUAAAUGGAGGGAAGCCCUAAUUGAAGCCGCCAAUUUGGCCGGUUGGCAUUAUACCGAUGAAAAAUCACAAGAUGAGACCGAGUUCAUCAAGAAGAUCGUCAAAGAGAUCUCGCAUAUAGUAGAACGAGCACCCUUGAGUGUUGCCAAAUAUCCCGUCGGUGUAGGUUCCCGGGUAGAAAAUGUAAUGUCGUUGUUGAGUAUGGGCGCGGGUGAUAUUCGGAUGAUAGGAAUAUGGGGAGCUGGAGGUGUAGGGAAGACCACUAUUGCUAAAGCUGUCUAUAACAGUAUUGCUGAUCAGUUUGAUGGGUGCAGCUUUCUUGCAAAUGUUAGAGAAAAUUCCGGUAGACCUGAUGGCCUAGUUCAUUUGCAGAAAAAAAUGUUGUCCGAGAUAUUAUGGAAAGAAGAUGUAGCAGUCUCAAAUGUGGAUCAAGGCGCUAAUCUAAUACCAAAUAGACUUUGCUGCAGGAAGAUUCUACUUGUGCUUGAUGAUGUGGAUCAUGGGGACCAGUUAAAUGCAUUAGCUAGAGAAUGUGGAUGGUUCGGAAAAGGGAGCAGGAUAAUCAUUACGACAAGAGAUAAACAUGUACUACCUUCUCGUGCAAAAGAUCGGGUAUAUGAAGUUGAUCUAUUAGAUCAAAGUGAAGCUUUUAAACUUCUCAGUUCACAUGCUUUUCAAGGAAACCAGAUGAAAGACAUAAGCAGGGAUCUCAUAGAUAAUAUUUUGGGCUAUGCUAAAGGUCUUCCCUUAGCGAUUGUGGUCUUGGGUGCCUUUUUAUUUGAUAGAAGCAGAGUACUAUGGCAGAGUACAUUGGAAAAACUUGCUGAAAGUCCUACUAAAGAUAUAUACAGUGUUCUCAAGAUAAGUUUUGAUGCGUUGGAGGAGAAUGAGAAGGACAUU